Messenger RNA from Aplosporella prunicola CBS 121167, 430 nucleotides. RefSeq lists its product as uncharacterized. The transcript has a single exon. The coding region runs from base 16 to 276 and encodes 86 amino acids. NCBI's taxonomy places the organism in Eukaryota, Fungi, Ascomycota, Dothideomycetes, Botryosphaeriales, Aplosporellaceae. The record is from RefSeq and is a predicted model, not a curated record.
AACGACAAAGCCGCCAUGCCUUAUGGCAGAAGGUUGUCUGAAACCGGCGGAUCCCGACGCUUAUACACAACCGUAAACGGGUAUCUAGGUCUUGGCCCUGAAGCAUUGAAUACGGGUGAUCGUAUUUACUUGCUCAAGGGAGCUAGGGUGCCUUUCGUAUUCCGCAGCGCAGAUAACCAAAGCCUGGAACUCGUGGGCGAGUCAUACGUCCACGGCUUCAUGAACGGCGAGAUGCUGGAAGCUGUUGGAAAGAUGUCUCAGUUACUAAUCAUAUAAGCCGUUUGUUACAGCAGAGCUUUUGAAAGAGGAGGUCCAAUCAGUCUUGACCUAAAGUGAGAAGAGGCGCUUAGCAAGUCGCCAAGAUUGGGUUGCAAUGUCGAAGCCGGCCAACAACCUCCGACCGUCAAAAAGGCAUUUAUCGCUAUAUUCG